AUGUUCCAUUCUCACAUUCUAAUUCUACGGUUACACUACUGUACAGACCAUGGAAUUAGAAUGUUCCAUUCUCACAUUCUAAUUCUAUGGUUACACUACUGUACAGGCCAUGGAAUUAGAAUGUUCCAUUCUCACAUUCUAAUUCUACGGUUACACUACUGUACAGGCCAUGGAAUUAGAAUGUUCCAUUCUCACAUUCUAAUUCUAUGGUUACACUACUGUACAGACCAUGGAAUUAGAAUGUUCCAUUCUCACAUUCUAAUUCUAUGGUUACACUACUGUACAGACCAUGGAAUUAGAAUGUUCCAUUCUCACAUUCUAAUUCUAUGGUUACACUACUGUACAGACCAUGGAAUUAGAAUGUUCCAUUCUCACAUUCUAAUUCUACGGUUACACUACUGUACAGGCCAUGGAAUUAGAAUGUUCCAUUCUCACAUUCUAAUUCUAUGGUUACACUACUGUACAGGCCAUGGAAUUAGAAUGUUCCAUUCUCACAUUCUAAUUCUAUGGUUACAUUACUGUACAGGCCAUGGAAUUAGAAUGUUCCAUUCUCACAUUCUAAUUCUACGGUUACACUACUGUACAGGCCAUGUAAUUAGAAUGUUCCAUUCUCACAUUCUAAUUCUACGGUUACACUACUGUACAGGCCAUGGAAUUAGAAUGUUCCAUUCUCACAUUCUAAUUCUACGGUUACACUACUGUACAGACCAUGGAAUUAGAAUGUUCCAUUCUCACAUUCUAAUUCUAUGGUUACACUACUGUACAGGCCAUGGAAUUAGAAUGUUCCAUUCUCACAUUCUAAUUCUAUGGUUACACUACUGUACAGGCCAUGGAAUUAGAAUGUUCCAUUCUCACAUUCUAAUUCUAUGGUUACACUACUGUACAGACCAUGGAAUUAGAAUGUUCCAUUCUCACAUUCUAAUUCUAUGGUUACACUACUGUACAGGCCAUGGAAUUAGAAUGUUCCAUUCUCACAUUCUAAUUCUAUGGUUACACUACUGUACAGGCCAUGGAAUUAGAAUGUUCCAUUCUCACAUUCUAAUUCUAUGGUACAUGCUAUAUCCAAACAACAUCAUCAUCAUGCACUCUCAUUGCAGUAGGUUUCACAUUGGGAAGAAUGGUAUUUGUACAAGGUGGUGAACUUAAUGUUAAUGGUUUAUUUAGCUGGCUUGGGAAACCAUGGGUCCAAUGUAGCUUGUCAAUAGCAGUAUGGUGGCUGACUCCAUUCAAAUAGACUUUGGGGAGAGGCACCUGCUAUUAGCUUGAAGGAUGUCUCAUGAUUGACUAGACGUAGGACACUCAGUGACCUACGUUGUAAUACAAAUACCACAGCGCUCUUAAUGCCAUGUUCAUGCUGAGUGAUUUGAAGGUAAUACGACCAGAGAUCAACUUAAAAGUGGACCAAAUUUAAAGGUUCUAGUCAUGUUAAUGUAAUGCCGAUUUUAAAAAUAUUUUUUUUAUAGCCAAUAGCUUUACUUCUAGAAGUUUCCCUUAUGUAUCCCUCCAGCACUGUAAUAAAUACAGCAAGGUGUUCUGUCAGGCAGCAGCUCUUCAA
Messenger RNA from Oncorhynchus tshawytscha (Chinook salmon), 1555 nucleotides. RefSeq lists its product as uncharacterized. The record is from RefSeq and is a predicted model, not a curated record. Lineage: Eukaryota; Metazoa; Chordata; Actinopteri; Salmoniformes; Salmonidae. The coding region runs from base 1 to 1140 and encodes 379 amino acids. The transcript is spliced from 2 exons.